Molecule: messenger RNA, 7157 nt
Organism: Physella acuta
Lineage: Eukaryota; Metazoa; Mollusca; Gastropoda; Physidae
Biological process (GO): carbohydrate metabolic process; chitin catabolic process
Cellular component (GO): extracellular region
Molecular function (GO): chitinase activity; chitin binding
Source: RefSeq, a predicted model, not a curated record
AUGACGUCACCGAGUUCUUUGAUUCCAGGUGCGCUGAGCCUUCGCCGAGUCUGCUACUACACGAACUGGUCCCAGUACCGGCCUCCACCCGGCAGCUUCACCCCCGAGGACGUUGACCCUUUCCUCUGCACUCACAUCGUCUUCUCCUUCGCCAAGAUCAUCAACGACCAGCUGACGCCGUUUGAGGCAAACGACGAGGACACAGACGACACCAAGGGAGCAUACACGCAGAUAAUAGAGCUGAAGGACGCCAACCCCAGGCUGAAGAUACUCCUGGCCGUGGGGGGCUACAACCUCGGGUCAUCAGCCUUCUCUCGCAUGGUAGCCAGUGCCGGCAACCGGAAGUAUUUUAUUCGCACGUCCAUCAAGUUUUUACGUGACUAUGAUUUUGAUGGCCUCGACCUUGACUGGGAGUACCCGACCCUGAGAGGGGGCGUGCCGGAAGACAAACGUAGAUUCACUUUGUUAGUUCAGGAAUUGGCGGCAGCUUUUGACAGAGAGCGUGUGCCAGCCGGAAAAUCACGGCUAAUUCUUUCAGCUGCCGUUGCCGGUGGAAAAAACAACAUAGAUUCAUCUUACGAGAUCAGUCUAAUUAGCAAGAGGCUGGACAUGAUCAACCUGAUGACGUAUGACUACCACGGCAGCUGGGAGCCCCUCACUGGACACAACAGUCCCCUGUACGGGCGCUCGGGGGACACGGGGCCCCUCGCUAACUCCCACACUGACUUUACAACCACCUACUGGAUGAAGAACGGAGCACCGAGAUCUAAACUCAACAUAGGCCUGGCCACAUACGGCCGGACAUUCACACUAGACGACCCCAAGGACAGCAGGGUUGGAAGUCCGGCUGCCGGUCCCGGUCCGGCCGGUCAAUACACUCGAGAGCCGGGCUUUAUGGCUUACUAUGAGAUCUGCCGGAUGAUUAAGGAGGGCGCCAAGACCUAUCGUCUGCAGGAUCAACAGGUGCCUUACCUGGUCCAGGGGGACGUGUGGGUGGGGUACGAUGACCCCAAGAGCUUGAGAAACAAAGUUCAGUACAUCAAAGACCGGGGCUAUGGCGGCAUUAUGGUUUGGGCUCUGGACUUGGACGAUUUCAGUGGAGCCUCAUGUGGGGGAGGGGCUUAUCCUCUGGUGCGGGCCAUCAAGGAGGAGAGUGCCUCCAACUCGACAGGCAUUCACUCAGUGCCCAACGCCACACUGACCACUAAACUGACCAACUCACGACUAGACUCCAGUAAAUCAGACAACGUGACGCGGCUCUGCAAGGACCAGCAUCUUAGCGACGGCCUUCACCCCCAGCCCGGAAGCUGCGCCAAGUUCGUCGUCUGUGUCAGGGGCGUGACCUUUAUGUGGUAUCUCUUCACUUUAGUGGUGCUGUUUGCCUUGGCUGGAUGUGCUAAUGGGGCAGCGUGCCAGAGGCGUGUCUGCUACCACACAAACUGGUCCCAGUACCGACAAGAACCAGCUAAAUUCAUGCCAGGUAACAUCGACCCCCAUCUCUGCACCCACAUCAUCUACGCCUUCGCCAAGUUAAGUAACAACGAGUUAGCGGCCUUUGAGUGGAACGAUGAGGACACCGACUGGGCUAAAGGACUGUACUCCAUGUUCAAUGACCUGAAACAAGUGAACCCCCAAAUGAAGACCCUCCUAGCUGUGGGGGGCUACAACCUGGGCUCGGCUCCGUUCUCUCAAGUGGUGGCUGACUCUGGCACACGACAACAUUUUAUUCAAACCUCCAUCAAAUUCCUGAGGGACCACAACUUCGAUGGCCUUGAUCUUGACUGGGAGUACCCAGCGUUGAGAGGAAGUGGACCCGAAGACAAGCACAGGUUUACCCAGUUGGUUGAGGAACUGUCCGCAGCCUUUGACCAAGAGCAUGGAUCCAGUGGAAAACCCAGGCUUUUGUUGUCUGCUGCUGUUGCUGCUGGUAAAGACAACAUUGAUGCGGCCUAUGAGAUCAGUGCCAUAGCCAGCAAACUGGACUUCAUCAACCUCAUGUCCUACGACUUCCACGGCAGCUGGGACCCGUUCACUGGACACAACAGUCCACUCUACGGCCACCCUUCUGACUCAGGGGCAAAUGUAAACUAUUACAUUGAUUUUGCUGCGAGAUACUGGGUUUCGAAGGGCGCUCCCAAAGAAAAAUUAAACAUUGGUCUUGCAACCUACGGUAGAAGUUUCAGCCUAGCUAAUCCUGCCAAUAUCAAUGUUGGGGCUCAGACUAUAGGGCCCGGGCCCAGCGGGAAGUACACUGGGGAGGCAGGGUUUUUGGCCUACUAUGAGGUUUGUGAACUGAUCAAAAGUGGUGCAACGGUCUACCGUAUCCCAGAACAGCAAGUCUCAUACCUUGUCCAGGGUAACCUCUGGGUAGGAUAUGAUGACCCGGAAAGUUUGAGAAACAAGGUCAAGUACAUCAAGGACAACGGUUACGGCGGGAGUAUGAUCUGGACCCUGGAUCUGGACGACUUCUCUGGAACUUUCUGUGGACUUGGACCGUACCCUCUGGCACGGGCCAUCAGUGAAGAGUGUGGGGCAGCACCAACUAGUGGCAGCGUUACCAGCACACCUCAGCCUGUUGAGCCACAGACACAAUCACCAAAUGUCGCCCAGACACAAUCACCAAAUGUCGCCCAGACACAAUCACCAAAUGUCGUGCAGACACAAUCACCAAAUGUCGUGCAAACACAAUCGCCAAAUGUUGUACAGACACAAGCUCCUGUGGUUCAAGAAAAUGUGACCAGCAUGUGUCGUGACAAAAGUCUCCCUGACGAUCUGUACGCCAACCCCACUAGCUGCUACAGCUAUGUGCAAUGUUUUGCCGACCAAACCUACAUCAUGCCCUGCCCAGCCGGCACCGCCUUUGAUGUACGAAUCAAGGUCUGCCAGCACAGAUACCUAGUCCCUGGGUGCUAUAGACUGUCCAUGUCCUACUACACUAGAGUGUUCAUGUCCUACUACAGUAGACUGUCCAUGUCCUACCACAUGAUCAAUGAACAGGCAAUUUACACUGGGGGAGAUAUUCUUCGGGCUGUAAAGGGGGACUCUGGGGGCUGUCACUGGGGGAUUCUGGGGGCUGUCAUUGGAGGAUUCUGGGGGCUGUCAUUGGAGGAUUCUGGGGGCUGUCAUUGGAGGAUUAUGGGGGCUGUCAUUGGAGGAUUCUGGGGGCUGUCACUGGGGGAUUCUGGGGGCUGUCACUGGGGGAUUCUGGGGGCUGUCACUGGGGGAUUCUGGGGGCUGUCACUGGAGGAUUCUGGGGGCUGUCACUGGGGGAUUAUGGGGGCUGUCACUGGGGGAUUAUGGGGGCUGUCACUGGGGGAUUAUGGGGGCUGUCACUGGGGGAUUAUGGGGGCUGUCACUGGGGGAUUCUGGGGGCUGUCACUUGGGGAUUCUGGGGGCUGUCACUGGGGGAUUAUGGGGGCUGUCACUGGGGGAUUAUGGGGGCUGUCACUGGGGGAUUCUGGGGGCUGUCACUUGGGGAUUCUGGGGGCUGUCACUGGGGGAUUAUGGGGGCUGUCACUGGGGGAUUAUGGGGGCUGUCACUGGGGGAUUCUGGGGGCUGUCACUGGGGGAUUAUGGGGGCUGUCACUGGGGGAUUCUGGGGGCUGUCACUGGGGGAUUAUGGGGGCUGUCACUGGGGGAUUCUGGGGGCUGUCACUGGGGGAUUAUGGGGGCUGUCACUUGGGGAUUCUGGGGGCUGUCACUGGGGGAUUCUGGGGGCUGUCACUGGGGGAUUAUGGGGGCUGUCACUUGGGGAUUCUGGGGGCUGUCACUGGGGGAUUCUGGGGGCUGUCACUGGGGGAUUCUGGGGGCUGUCACUGGGGGAUUAUGGGGGCUGUCACUGGGGGAUUAUGGGGGCUGUCACUUGGGGAUUCUGGGGGCUGUCACUGGGGGAUUAUGGGGGCUGUCACUGGGGGAUUCUGGGGGCUGUCACUGGGGGAUUAUGGGGGCUGUCACUUGGGGAUUAUGGGGGCUGUCACUGGGGGAUUAUGGGGGCUGUCACUGGAGGAUUCUGGGGGCUGUCACUGGGGGAUUAUGGGGGCUGUCACUGGAGGAUUCUGGGGGGGGGGGGCUGUCACUGGGGGAUUAUGGGGGCUGUCACUGGAGGAUUCUGGGGGCUGUCACUGGGGGAUUAUGGGGGCUGUCACUGGGGGAUUAUGGGGGCUGUCACUGGGGGAUUAUGGGGGCUGUCACUGGGGGAUUCUGGGGGGGGGCUGUCACUGGGGGAUUAUGGGGGCUGUCACUGGGGGAUUCUGGGGGGGGGGGGCUGUCACUGGGGGAUUAUGGGGGCUGUCACUGGAGGAUUCUGGGGGCUGUCACUGGGGGAUUAUGGGGGCUGUCACUGGGGGAUUAUGGGGGCUGUCACUGGGGGAUUCUGGGGGGGGGGGCUGUCACUGGGGGAUUAUGGGGGCUGUCACUGGAGGAUUCUGGGGGCUGUCACUGGGGGAUUAUGGGGGCUGUCACUGGGGGAUUAUGGGGGCUGUCACUGGGGGAUUCUGGGGGCUGUCACUGGAGGAUUCUGGGGGCUGUCACUGGGGGAUUCUGGGGGCUGUCACUUGGGGAUUCUGGGGGCUGUCACUGGAGGAUUCUGGGGGCUGUCACUGGGGGAUUAUGGGGGCUGUCACUGGAGGAUUCUGGGGGGGGGCUGUCACUGGGGGAUUAUGGGGGCUGUCACUGGAGGAUUCUGGGGGCUGUCACUGGGGGAUUCUGGGGGCUGUCACUUGGGGAUUCUGGGGGCUGUCACUGGAGGAUUCUGGGGGCUGUCACUGGGGGAUUAUGGGGGCUGUCACUGGAGGAUUCUGGGGGGGGGCUGUCACUGGGGGAUUAUGGGGGCUGUCACUGGGGGAUUCUGGGGGCUGUCACUGGGGGAUUAUGGGGGCUGUCACUGGGGGAUUAUGGGGGCUGUCACUGGGGGAUUCUGGGGGGGGGGGGCUGUCACUGGGGGAUUAUGGGGGCUGUCACUGGAGGAUUCUGGGGGCUGUCACUGGGGGAUUCUGGGGGCUGUCACUGGGGGAUUAUGGGGGCUGUCACUGGGGGAUUAUGGGGGCUGUCACUGGGGGAUUAUGGGGGCUGUCACUGGGGGAUUAUGGGGGCUGUCACUGGGGGAUUAUGGGGGCUGUCACUGGGGGAUUCUGGGGGGGGGCUGUCACUGGGGGAUUAUGGGGGCUGUCACUGGAGGAUUCUGGGGGCUGUCACUGGGGGAUUAUGGGGGCUGUCACUGGGGGAUUAUGGGGGCUGUCACUGGAGGAUUCUGGGGGCUGUCACUGGGGGAUUAUGGGGGCUGUCACUGGGGGAUUCUGGGGGGGGGGGCUGUCACUGGGGGAUUAUGGGGGCUGUCACUGGAGGAUUCUGGGGGCUGUCACUGGAGGAUUCUGGGGGCUGUCACUGGGGGAUUCUUGGGCGGGGGCUUUCACUAGUGGAUUCUGGGGGACUAUCACAGGGGGGGAUUCAGGGGAACUUUCACUAGGGGAUUCUGGGGGCUAUUCGCUUGGGGAUAGUGUUAGACUUGUAGAUUCACUUGGGGAUAAUGUUAGACUUAAAGAUUCGCUUGGGGAUAGUGCUAGACUUAAAGAUUCGCUUGGGGAUAGUGUUAGACUUGUAGAUUCGCUUGGGGAUAGUGUUAGACUUGUAGAUUCACUUGGGGAUAAUGUUAGACUUAAAGAUUCGCUUGGGGAUAGUGUUAGACUUGUAUAUUCGCGUCCGAUGUGGUAUCUAUUCACUUUAGUGGUGCUGUUUGCCUUGGCUGGAUGUGUAGGGUCAUCAUGCGAGAGGCGUGUCUGCUACUACACGAACUGGGCCCAGUACCGACCUCAGCCUGGCAAGUUCGUCCCAGACAACAUCAACGCCGCCUUCUGUACUCACCUCAUCUUCGCCUUCGCCAAGUUAGCUAACGGCGAGUUAGCGGCCUUUGAGUGGAACGAUGAGGACUCUGAAUGGGGGACCCUGGGAAUGUUCUCCUUGUUCAAUAACCAUAAGCGCAAACACAAGGGAUUGAAAACUCUUCUGGCUGUCGGGGGCUACAACAUGGGAUCUGAACUGUUCACCAAGAUGGUGGCUACCAAAGACAAACGAAAAAAGUUUAUUCAAAGUUCUAUUAGUUUCCUGAGGAAACACAACUUCGAUGGCCUUGACCUUGACUGGGAGUACCCAGCAAUGAGAGGCAGCCCCCCGGAAGACAAGCAAAAGUUUACCCAGUUGGUUGAGGAACUUAGAACGGCCUAUGAACAAGAGGAGAAAACCAGUGGAAAACCCAGGCUUUUGUUGUCUGCUGCUGUUGCUGCUGGUAAAGAGAGCAUUGAUGCGGCCUAUGAUGUCAGUGCCAUAGCCAGCAAACUGGACUUCAUCAGCAUCAUGUCCUACGACUUCCACGGCAGCUGGGACCCGUUCACUGGACACAACAGUCCACUCUACGGCCACCCAACAGACACUGGGUUAAACAAAAACUAUCACAUGGAUUUUGCUGCAAAAUACUGGGUUUCGAAGGGCGCUCCAAAAGAAAAAUUAAACAUUGGUCUUGCAACCUACGGCAGAAGUUUCAGCCUAGCUAACUCUGGCGUCAGCAAUGUGGGGGCGAAGACUGUAGGCCCCGGGCCCAGCGGGACAUUUACCAGGGAGCCGGGAUUUUUGGCCUAUUAUGAAGUUUGUGAAAUGAUCAAAAGUGGUGCUACGGUCCACCGUAUUCCAGAACAGAAAGUCCCAUACCUUGUUAAGGGAAACGUCUGGGUAGGGUACGAGGAUGCGGAAAGUUUGAGAACUAAGGUGCAGUACAUAACAACCAACGGCUACGGGGGCACCAUGGUCUGGACCCUGGACAACGACGACUUCACCGGUCGCGUGUGUGGACUUGGACCCUACCCGCUGCUCAGUGCCAUCACUGACGAGUGCAACUUACCCACAAAACACAAAGUGUUGCUGUCGCAAUCUCCACGUGGACUCUUUCGUUCCGUCAUACAAAGACAAAGGGUAGCUGCACCACGUAUACGAUCCUCAGUGCUGAGAGACAAUGUGACCUCUUCAAGUACUGCCUAGCCGGCACCGCCUUUGAUGGAAAAAUUAAAGCAUGCCAGAACAGAGACUUAGUCCCUGGUUGCUAGUGCCUCUGUUUAUGGUCUCCACAAAGGUCUUUACUUUAAUAAAAUAGCAGUUAUUUGAAACUGGGG